CAACAAGUUUGUUUCAAACCAGUAUUGUUUUCAAUAACUGCGAACUUUGUUGCGGCAUAAGUCAUACCUGAAAUCGAAACAAAGAAACAAGGCGAAACGGAAAAUCAUGUUUCGUUGUAGACGGCUGGCUGUUUGCCUUCGUUUGGCUGUCGUGGCAGUAUAUGUGAAAUUUUUGCUGACUAUGGACGAAGACACCGGAAAAUUAAUUGAUUUAGUUGAAGCAAGAAGAGCACUAUAUGAUGCUAGAGAUAUGGACCAUGCUAAUCGAAAAAGAAUUGAGAAUCUGUGGAUAGAAGUAUCUAUCGAAAUGAAUUGGGAGGUAUCGGAAUGCAAAAGGAAAUGGGCAAGCUUGCGCAAUGCCUACACCAGAUGUUUGCGGGAAGAAAGAACCAAGUCAUCAGGAUCGGCUGGCAAGAAAAAGAAGUGGUAUUGGGCUGAUAGCAUGUCCUUUUUAAAUGAGCAUAUCAAUCCGCAGUAUAGUAAUAUAAGCAAUUUUGAUUGUACAGAUCUUGACUCUCCGCCUUCUUUGAAUGAAAAUAUUGAAAGUAUGGAAUCAGAUACAAGUAUUGUCAGAAACAGCCACUUACCAUCCAAAAGAAGUAGAACUUUGGUUUCAGAGCCAGUGGUACCGCCAGUGUUUGAAUUUGUACAGUCAAAAGCCAGAGAACGUGUACCAGAAAACGGAAAUUCAUUAUUUUUCAUGAGUUUGCUGGCUGAUUAUGAGAAACUGACCACUAAAAGGCAAAGGGCAUUUAGAAUGCAUAUGUUAACUAAAAUGAAUGAGUUGCAAGAAGAGGAGGAAAAUGACGCCUUAAAUGCAGAAUCGGAGGAAGAAAAAUUGUAUAAUAACUAUGAACGACAUAAUUCUCAUUCAAAUAAAUCUUUUGAACGAUUUUAA
Messenger RNA from Rhagoletis zephyria (snowberry fruit fly), 898 nucleotides. RefSeq lists its product as uncharacterized. NCBI's taxonomy places the organism in Eukaryota, Metazoa, Arthropoda, Insecta, Diptera, Tephritidae. The record is from RefSeq and is a predicted model, not a curated record.